Psylliodes chrysocephalus is the source of this 480-nucleotide messenger RNA. Lineage: Eukaryota; Metazoa; Arthropoda; Insecta; Coleoptera; Chrysomelidae. The record is from the annotation of a GenBank genome assembly.
AUGCUUCCUAAAGAGUAUAUUGACAUUAUAUCCGAGCAUGCAACUGUUCAUAAUGUUACAUCGGACAUUGCUGUCUUGAAUUGGAAAUCUGAAUGUAAGAACUUAUUGAAAAUCACGCACAAUUGGCAUUUUCAGAUAAACAAGUGUAAGAGGAAUAUUUUGUGUCGCAGGGCUAAAGAAAUUUUUGUACGAGGGGAAAUAUCUUACCGCAGUGAUUUGUUAAAUCCUGCUUCUUUGAUGAAAAAAGGGAAAAAGCUCACAGACUUCAUGCCUAGGCCUGUCCCCCUUGGUAGUCAGGUAAAAGCUGCUAAAUUGGAAGAUGUAGAUAAACUAGUGAAAAAACAUUACGGCAAUGAUUGGCAAACUACUGCGAACUUAAAAUUUUAUAAAGAUAUUAUAACACUAGGACCUGGUGAAGUUGAAGAGACAAUGAAUGACUCUUCAGAUUAUUUACUACAAGAAGUUGUAGAUUUGGUUUAA